GAGAGCGCAGCAGUAAUUAGCAGAUAGAUGCAGGUCACCUGAAUCGAGUCAGACGCUGUCGCCGCAUUGUGGAGACCUCGCUGUGUUUGGGCAGGGUGGAUCGCUACGAGCGUGAGUUGCCGGGCGAUCGUUUGAGUGUGCGUGCUGCACCUCCGGACACCAGCUGCAGAGCGAAGCAAGUCUCUUAUGCUGACAAGUGCGAGCGGGAUCUCAAGGGUUGAAAAGUACAGGCCACAGACAUUAGAUGACCUCAUCUCGCAUCAAGACAUCCUGAGCACAAUCCAGAGGUUCAUCAGUGAAGAACGAUUGCCUCAUCUGCUCUUCUAUGGACCUCCAGGAACAGGAAAGACCUCUACAAUACUAGCAUGUGCUAAACAGCUGUACAAAGAUAAAGAGUUCAACUCUAUGGUCCUGGAGCUCAAUGCGUCAGAUGACCGUGGCAUAGACGUGGUGAGGGGACCGAUCCUCAGCUUUUCCAGCACACGAACCAUCUUCAAGAAAGGCUUUAAGCUGGUGAUCCUGGACGAGGCGGAUGCUAUGACCCAGGACGCACAGAAUGCUUUAAGGAGAGUCAUUGAGAAGUUCACAGAGAACACGCGUUUCUGUCUGAUCUGUAACUACCUUUCAAAGAUCAUACCUGCGCUGCAGUCUCGAUGCACACGGUUUCGUUUCGGCCCCCUGUCCCAGAGCCAGAUGAUUCCCAGACUAGAGCAUGUGAUACAGCAAGAGAGCAUUGACAUCACUCCAGAUGGCAUGAAGGCCAUUGUGACCCUCUCAACAGGAGACAUGAGGCGAUCAUUAAAUAUUUUACAGAGUACCCAUAUGGCCUAUGGGAAGGUGACGGAGGAGACGGUGUACACAUGUACUGGACAUCCUCUUAGAUCAGACAUCGCCAACAUACUGGACUGGGCCCUCAAUAAAGACUUCACCACUGCAUAUAAGCAAAUUCUGCAGCUCAAAACUCUAAAAGGUCUGGCACUUCAUGACAUUUUAACUGAAGUCCAUCUUCUCAUUCACCGUGUGGACUUCCCACCCUCCAUCCGCAUGGGCUUGCUUAUAAAGCUUGCAGAUAUUGAGUAUCGUCUGGCCUCUGGAACCAAUGAGAAGAUCCAGCUGAGCUCAAUGGUUGCAGCUUUCCAGGCUGUUAGAGACAUCGUAGUCAGCGAUAGAUAGACCACACUUUGAAAGGGUUAUGUAACAUAGAUCCAUGAUGUCAUGAGAGGAAGUUGUUUACUUCAUAUUGUUCUGACAAAAAAACCGAUGCGCAGAACCCUGUAAUAUUUUUGAAAUGUUUAUUUUUUAUGCUUGAAAUAAAGCUUGUCUCAGUACUUUGUAAAAGAAAUGCUACAUUUUCAAAGUAGUUAUGUAAAAAAUAAAGUC
Messenger RNA from Sinocyclocheilus rhinocerous, 1380 nucleotides. It is a transcript of the gene rfc5, whose product is annotated as replication factor C (activator 1) 5. NCBI's taxonomy places the organism in Eukaryota, Metazoa, Chordata, Actinopteri, Cypriniformes, Cyprinidae. The transcript has 11 exons. Gene Ontology annotation, molecular function: DNA binding; ATP hydrolysis activity; DNA clamp loader activity. Gene Ontology annotation, biological process: DNA repair; DNA-templated DNA replication. Gene Ontology annotation, cellular component: DNA replication factor C complex; nucleus. Bases 187 to 1173 code for a protein of 328 amino acids. The record is from RefSeq and is a predicted model, not a curated record.